Xenopus laevis (African clawed frog) is the source of this 1483-nucleotide messenger RNA. RefSeq names its product vomeronasal type-2 receptor 26. The transcript has a single exon. Lineage: Eukaryota; Metazoa; Chordata; Amphibia; Anura; Pipidae. Bases 20 to 940 code for a protein of 306 amino acids. The record is from RefSeq and is a predicted model, not a curated record.
CCCCAAAUAAAUCACCUAAAUGUUAUUGUAUCCUUUUACUACAGAUGCUCAAAAUUGCAUGAAAUGCUCUAAAUAUGAAAAGUCAAAUUCUGGAAGAAACAGCUGCAUCCCAAGGAAUAUAAAUUACCUUUCCUAUGAAGACCAACUGGGCGCUACUUUAUCCUUCAUCUCCAUAAUAUUAUCCAUCAUGUGUGCUGUAAUCCUGGGAAUCUUUAGAAAGUAUUGUCAGACUCCUAUAGUGAGAGCCAACAACCAAUAUCUCAGCUGUCUCCUCCUCAUCUCUCUCAUGUUGUGUUUCCUUUCCUCUUUAUUAUUUAUUGGGCGCCCCACACAGAUAUGUUGUAUCCUUCAACAAGUGAUCUUUGGGAUUGUGUUUACUAUUUCUCUUUCAUCUUUGUUGGCUAAAACUCUCACAGUUAUUAUUGCCUUCAAUGCCACAAAGCCUGGGAGCAAGCUGAAGAAGUAUAUAGGAACCCAACUGUCCAUCAUACUAAUCAUUGUAUGUUCUUUAGGUGAGACUGUGAUUUCUGCUGUGUGGUUGGCCUCCAAUCCCCCAUUUGCAGAGGCUGAUACUCUUUCUGAUCCAGACUAUAUAUUUCUGUUCUGUAAUGAGGGGUCUGGCAUCCUUUUCUUCUGUAUAAUUGGUUAUAUGGGAACCUUGGCCCUACUGAGUUUCAUUGUUGCAUUUCUAGCCAAGGAUUUCCCUGACCGAUUUAAUGAGGCUAAAAACAUCACUUUCAGUAUGUUGGUGUUCUGUAGCGUGUGGGUGACAUUUGUCCCUGCAUACCUGAGCAGUAAGGGGAGUAGAAUGGUGGCUGUGGAGAUAUUUGCCAUUUUAUCUUCCAGUGCUGGAUUGUUAGGCUGUAUAUUCAUUCCCAAAUGUUAUAUAAUUUUUCUAAAGCCUGAACUGAACACAAAAGACCCAAUUGUUAGAAAAUGAUAGAAUUAUACAGGAAUAAGAAUUUCAGAAAAACCUUGGGGAGGAAUAAAGUAGAGUACCCAUGGAACUAUAGCAGGGUGAUUGUCAUCCCAGUGACUUUCUAUAUAUCUGUAACCUAGUGAUGAGAUAAGGGGGAUCAAACUGAAAGCCACUUAGGGUGAGAUUUGUGGUGAGUGUUUAUUGUACCAAGACGACUCCAUUAACUAUACCUCGAUGUUCCUAUAUAUCUGUUACCUUGUUAUAAGCUAAGGGGCCCAGCCUGAAAAUCAGUUAAGGAGAGAUUUGGGAUGGAUAUAUAUUGGAACUGCAAAUAUAUCUGGAUGACUAUUACUCCAGUGUUUCUAUAUUGCCAUAACCAUGUCUUGAGCUUAAGCUUCCCAGCCUAAUGACAAGUUAUAGUUUGAUUUAACAUGAGGGCUUAUUUGCUGCACUAGGUAUCCCUGGAGCUAGAGGAGGGUAAUUGUCAUAAGAAAACAUUGACAAAACCACCAAAGUAAGAGAUUUAAUUAGAAAUAAGAGAUUAAUUUCCCUGGCAGAAAUGCA